AUGAGUGGUCGCAAUCCCUACGCAAACGGAUACGGAUAUCCGUCCGAUCACGGCGGCCGCGGGGGAAAUGGGGGAAAUGGAGGAGGAGCAGGAGCAGGAUACGGCGACAGCCCGGACAGACACGGCGUGAAUGGCUAUGGAGGGGGAAGCGGAGGCAGAGAAAGAGAUAGAGACAGGGAUCGCGACCGUCGUCCUGGUGGAUAUGGUGGAUUCUACAACGACGAACCGCCGCAGCCUCUGGCUACUACUACCGGGACGUCGCCUGGAUCUCGCGGAAGAGAUGGAGACAGAGAUAGAGAUCGAGAAUACGGACGCAAUUGGCCAGACUGGGAUCGAGGCGCCAAUACUUCUGCGUCGCGGUCGCGGCCGCGAGAUGCGAAUGCGGCGAAUACGGGGCCGCCCCCCAGACGGCGCGCUGAAGCUGGUGAGGGCGACUAUCUCAGACCGACGCAGCCCAGCCUUCCUGAAAUGCCGCAGCCAAGUCGCCCAGAGGUUGUGAAUGGAGGAGGAGGACGCGCGCCUCAGUCGAUUGAAGAUAUUCUGCAGAAAAUUCAACGCAGCUGGGACUUUAUGGCAUCCGAUGACUGUACGCCCGUGCAAGUAGCUCUGCAGUUGAUGGACAACAGUACCCUCGGCAAAGCAGACCGAGAGCCGGAUUUUCUCCAGACGCAAAAGCAGAUUCAAAAGACAUUGAAGAGCAUUGUCAACGAGCACCACCAAGGCUUCAACAGUUCCAUCGGUACAUAUCACAAAAUCCAGUCGAGCAUCCACAGUUCGCAGGGCCGUGUCCGCACGCUUCGACAUUCGCUCGAGGAGGCCAAGUCCGGCCUGAUUACGACAAAACCAGAGCUGCAAGGACUCGCAACAUCAUCGCAGGACUAUGACGAUAUACUGCAACUGUUCAACCACAUUCAAGAAAUUCGAUUGCUCCCGGAAAAACUGGAGCAGAGGAUAUCAGACAAGCGGUUCCUGGCGGCCGUUGACAUUCUCCACGAAGGGUUGCGCUUGAUGCGUCGGUCUGAUUUUGAAAAUAUCGGCUCCCUUUCCGACUUGCGCUCCUAUUUCUCAAACCAGGAGACGUCUCUCACCGAAAUUCUAAUUGAGGAGCUUCACGAUCACUUGUACCUCAAGUCUCCGUAUUGCCAAGACCGUUGGAAGUCUCCCGCUACCGAGGGCGAUGCAGCCUCAAAGAGCAGCGGAAAUGCUACCGGCUGGGAACGACCGGUACAUGGCUUCCUAACAAACCUGGAUGCGUCAACUCCCAUGGUGGAAGAUGCAUCUCGCAACCCCGAGGCGGAUACAUUCUACUAUAUUCGAGUCAUCAUCGAAGCUUUGAAUCGGAUGGGCAACCUAGAAGUUGCCGUACAUCGAAUCGAGCAGAGACUCCCCGUGGAAUUGUUUGCGGUGGUCGACAAGACAAAUGCUGAAGUGGAUGCUCGCCAUCCCAACCUGGCACGGGGUCUUUUGUCCCGGGACAGCAAGACUGGGCUACCAACUGAAAUUAACGAACAGCGUGGGCACGUAUUAACCGAGUUCCUGUGGAAUCUCUACGCCAAGUUUGAAGCUAUAGCAGAAGGCCACCGUGUGGUUCAUGAUAUCAUUAUUGGAAUCGUCGAGCGCGAAGACUUUCAUGGGGACAACCUAGCCAAUGGUUUCAAGGAACUGUGGAAGCUAUAUCAGAGUGAAAUCCGCUCUCUUUUACACGACUACUUGGCCACAGACAGCCACGAUUCAUAUCGAACAAUUCCGCGACAGGCGGAUAUGAGACGAAACGUUUCUCUAACCCAGAGAGAUCGAACGAGGAAAAUCUUCAAAAUGUCCGACGUUGAUCAAAAGUCCAGCGACAUGAAGACGGAGCGAGAAGAGCUGGACGAGAUUCUGAGGGCUUCAGUCCCUGGUCUUGUCACGAAAUCAUCGCAGCGAUCCGCGGCGGAUGGGACGUCUCAGUCAAAACAAGGAAACUCGGGCACGGGUCAUAAGCUUCUCAUCGAGCCAAGCGUGUUCAACAUGGGGCUGUUGCUACCGCCUGCGCUGUCUUUUAUUCAACGGCUCAAAGAAAUUGUUCCCAAGGAAUCGGAUAUUGUGAUGAGCACUCUGACUUCUUUCUUGGACGAUUUCUUGGUCAAUGUGUUUCAGCCACAACUGGACGAGGCUGUUACGGAUCUUUGCGCAUUGACAUUUAUUGCGCAUGAUGCUUUCUCAGAGGAUCCAAACUGGGCUGCAGUGUCUCCCAAGCCUAUUUUCAAGGGAACCAUCAACUUUAUGCUACUGGUCAAAGCAUUCAGUAAAAUGCUCGACAGCAUCCCCCAUGAUCAAAUGUUCACUCAAAUGGUGCUCAGUCAAAUUGUUACAUACUAUGACAAGUGCUGUGGCUGGUACAAAGCACUGGUCACACGAGUUUCAACAGAGCUUACUGGGGGCAUGCGACUGAAAGCCUCUGCGUCAUUUGCAGACGCUGGGGAUAUUCACGAGACCGCGAGGAAGCUAUUGACUGGCGCGGGGGAUAAGAAGCAGCUUAUUGAUAAGGAGACCCAGCUAUUGAUUCAAGAAACGAAUGCAGUGCCUCUGGACAAGUAUGAUUUGAUAUCGGACCCAAAGAACGUGGUGGCCCUGUCGUUGCUACAUAACAGUUUGCAAUGGCUAGCAAGCCAUCUUCACAAACUCAGAUUCAUCACAAAAACAUCAGUCGACUCGAGCCGCAGCGAGUCCAAGCGCAUGACGCACGCCCGGCGAUGGACGUUGAUUAGCUCAAUGAAGCCGCGACGCGACAGCGUCAGCCAGCCCGUGUACCUCCCCAUGAACAAUGAAACAGUGAUCAUCUUUGACAACACGCUGCAAUCAUUGAGGAGCUUGGCUUCUAACGCGCUUCUCGCGCUGCACAUUGAUAUCCGAUGCAACGUGAUUCAUGUCUUGACCAAGACAAUGGCCGGGCCCCGCGGCCCUCAGGCAUCGGGCGAGAACUAUUCCAAAAACUGGCAUUUGAUUAUCCCCAACACUCCCACAGCGGCGUCUCCAUUGGUUAUUGAACUGAAUAACGAGCUGGUCACGUUCGACACGCAGGUUGGCUCGUACCUGUCUCCAGACGAGCGGCGUUUCAUGACAUCGGGACUGGCGAGGUUCAUUGACCAAGUCUUUGUCUCUUGCACUCGUUACAUUGGGGUGAUGAACCACAAUGGCGCUCUGCGACUACAGCUGGACGUGCUCGUGCUGCAGCAAAAUCUCAAAAACAUCAUUGUCGAAGAGCGCGCCAGCGAUCAAGAUGUAACAACGCCCCAACCACCACCCGAGGUCGUCGCCCUCCCGCGCAGCGCCAAAUUCCUCGACUGGUUCAUGGAAGGCCCCCAAAAGGCACUCGACUACGCCAAGGAAGAAAAAGAGCUGUUCGCGUCGCAGGGCGACAAGGCUCUCGCGGCGGGCAACGGCGAGCCCUUUACAUACGAGGAGCUACGCGUGCUCGUCGAGCUCUGCUUCUCGGAGAUCAUGCGAGGACCGCGCGGAGAGCAGAACCGCGAGGAUUUCAUGGCAGCGAAGCGGAAUAAUGGGGAUGCGAUGUUGAGGCUGAGCGAGGUGAUGUGGGAUUCUAAAUGA
This is a messenger RNA of Talaromyces rugulosus, 3588 nucleotides long. RefSeq lists its product as uncharacterized. Gene Ontology annotation, cellular component: exocyst. The transcript has 9 exons. Bases 1 to 3588 code for a protein of 1195 amino acids. Gene Ontology annotation, biological process: exocytosis; Golgi to plasma membrane transport. NCBI's taxonomy places the organism in Eukaryota, Fungi, Ascomycota, Eurotiomycetes, Eurotiales, Trichocomaceae. The record is from RefSeq and is a predicted model, not a curated record.